Molecule: messenger RNA, 435 nt
Organism: Plasmodium reichenowi
Lineage: Eukaryota; Apicomplexa; Aconoidasida; Haemosporida; Plasmodiidae
Product: inner membrane complex sub-compartment protein 1, putative
Exons: 4
Coding region: 1-435 (144 amino acids)
Source: RefSeq, a predicted model, not a curated record
AUGGGGAAUAUUGUAUCAUGUUGUUCAUUAGACGAAAAUAAAAAAUAUUUAAACGACGACGAAAUAUUGGAAACAUUUUCCAAUAGCGAGAUAAACGAGUUCAAAAAGAGAUUAAAAAAUAAUAUACAAAUAGUUGUUUUGUUACAAGAUGGUACAAAAUUGCCAUGUAACUUACAGGCGAACUUUCAGGAAAAAACAUUAUGCAUAUCAUGUCAUCAAAAGGUGAGGAUGAUAAAUUUUAGCGAUAUCAGAUCUUUAUUAUAUGGAGAAGAACAACUGAAACGUGUAGAAACACAAGCAAAUUUAAUAAACGACAAUUGUUGUUUAGCUUUACAUUUAGAUGAUAGUGGAAAUUGUAUUCCUAUUAAAUUUGGGACUGUGAAGGAAAAAAAUAUCUUCAUUUUUAUUAUGAAAGAUUAUAAAAAAAAUUCGUAG